Wallemia ichthyophaga EXF-994 is the source of this 639-nucleotide messenger RNA. RefSeq lists its product as uncharacterized. Lineage: Eukaryota; Fungi; Basidiomycota; Wallemiomycetes; Wallemiales; Wallemiaceae. Bases 1 to 639 code for a protein of 212 amino acids. The record is from RefSeq and is a predicted model, not a curated record. The transcript is spliced from 2 exons.
AUGUGGAUUGAUCAAUUAAGGUUAAAUUUAUUAGAAAGGGAUAAGAAACAGAGCUUAAAUAAUUUCUAUACGGAUAAUUUUAAGAUACUACUUCAACAAUUCAUUCAGUUAAAACAGGAGAAUUUAACCCUACUUAAAGCAUCUGAGACACCUCUCGAUUCAAACGAAAACAUUCAAUCUGCCUUUAUUCAAUCCUUACAAUCUCAAUUACAUUCUUAUAGGGAUGAACUCACCAACUUUUAUAAAUCUCAAAAUAUUCACAACCUUAAACUUCUCAACCUCAACGAGCUACUCAGAGAUAAGGAUAACUCUCUUAGAGCUAUUGAAGCUGAAAAUCUUUCUUUAAAAGCCUCCGUGAGUCGCCUCACCAAAGCUAGAGAGGAUGACUUCGAAGGUAAGCGUGAACGUGAACGUGGUAUUGAAUCCCUUCAGGAUGAUCUCGCUACGCUCAAGCUAGAACUAGAUCAAGUCGAAUUACGUAAUCAAGACCUCAAGAAUGAUAACGCAAACUUAUUACAAAGGUGGUUGGAUAGAAUGAACGAUGAAGCUCAACAUAUGAAUCAAUCCCUACCCACAAAUAACGCUGGUGCCGUGUCAGAUAUGAGCACAGAUGAUGAUUUUACUGAUAUUGACAAAUGA